AUGUUAGUUUUACGUCGAACACUAUCUACAGCUAUUUCAUAUGCUGCUAAACCUUUAAUUAGUGUUGAUCUUAAUCGAUCACCAACAGAACAAUUAAUUCCUCUUCAUAAUCGUUGGCAUCCAGAUAUUCCUAGUGUUAUAUCAGUUCGUCGAAAUGAUGUUUUUCGUAUUGAAUGUGUUGAUUGGACUGGAGGACAAAUUGGAAAUAAUGAUUCAGCUGAUGAUGUUAAAAAUGUUGAUUUAACACGUAUUCAUUAUUUAUCAGGUCCAAUUGAAGUUGAAGGUGCUUCUCCUGGUGAUAUUCUUGUUGUUGAUAUUCUUGAUGUAGGUCCUCUUCCAUCAUCUAUGUGGGGUUUUACAGGAAUUUUCGAUAAAAAGAAUGGAGGAGGAUUUUUAAGUGAUAUUUAUCCCAAUGCAUGUAAAGCUAUAUGGGAUUUUUCUGGAAUUUAUGCAACAAGUCGACAUAUAAAAAAUGUUCGAUUUGCUGGACUUACUCAUCCAGGUAUUAUUGGUUGUGCUCCAUCACAUGAACUUUUAUCUCGAUGGAAUAAACGUGAACAAGAUUUAAUUAAUCGUUGUACACAUUCACAUCAUCAAUAUUCUGUUUUUGCAAAUCCACCUAUUGAAAAAGGUGCUUGUUUAGGUCGAUUAAAAUUUGAAGAUAAUAAAAGUAAAUGGAAAGAAAUUGCUACUCAAGGAGCUCGUACAAUUCCACCUCGUGAACAUGGUGGUAAUACUGAUAUUAAAAAUAUUUCACGAGGUUCACGUGCUUAUUUACCUGUUUAUGUUAAUGGAGCUAAAUUAAGUUUAGGUGAUAUUCAUUUUUCACAAGGUGAUGGAGAAAUUGCAUUUUGUGGUGCUAUUGAAAUGAGUGGUUAUGUUGAUUUAAGUGUUGAUAUAAUUAAAGAUGGUAUGUCUCGUUUAUCAAUAAAUAAUCCAUUAAUUCAACCUGGUCCUAUUGAACCUCGUUAUUCGAAUUAUUUAACAUUUCAAGGAAUAUCAGUUGAUGAUAAAGAUAAACAAUAUUUUCUUGAUGCAACAUUAGCUUAUCGUCAAGCAUGUCUUUCAGCUAUUCGAUAUUUAAAACUUUUUGGUUAUAGUGAAGAACAAGUUUAUUGUUUAUUAUCAGCUGCACCUAUUGAAGGACGUAUUGGAUCUAUUGUUGAUAUUCCUAAUGCUUGUUGUACACUUUCUUUACCAAUUGAUAUUUUUUCAUUUGAUAUAAGACCUCAAUCAGCUACACAAAUUGAUCAAAAUAUUGAUCGAGGACAAUUAGCUAAAACAACAUCUUAA
Molecule: messenger RNA, 1293 nt
Organism: Rotaria sordida
Lineage: Eukaryota; Metazoa; Rotifera; Eurotatoria; Philodinida; Philodinidae
Source: the annotation of a GenBank genome assembly